Molecule: messenger RNA, 8346 nt
Organism: Closterium sp. Naga37s-1
Lineage: Eukaryota; Viridiplantae; Streptophyta; Zygnematophyceae; Desmidiales; Closteriaceae
Source: the annotation of a GenBank genome assembly
AUGGCCUCGACAGGCCAGGGCGCUCCUCCGGGGCCUUCUGGCGGACAGUCAAGACCAGCGCCGCGCAAGCCCGCACCCGAUGGCGCGGGGGGGGCAGGAACGGCGCGGAAGCAUAGCGGUAGCGUCGGCGGCGGUGGCGCGGGGGGGGACCCUAGCCGAGCUAUCAACCGACAGCAUUCCGCUAGGUCGACAGUCUCCAGUGAGGAAUCGGAGGGCGGAGAAGGCUCCACCGUCAGAUCAACGGCUGGGGACGGUGGCGGUGCGGCAGGGGUUAAGUCAGACAAUGCUUCCGAGCCGCCCACUCCUAGAGGGAGUAGCAAAGGCGGCGGAGAGAGUAAAAAGCCUAAGACUUUCACGAGGAUGCUGUCUAAGAAGGGCGGCAGUUCAAGCGGCACCGGGACGGCGACGAACGCCAGUGGUGGUAGCAGCAGCGGACGGCACAGAAGCGGCUCAGGAAUCCCCUCCGGAGCACCUCACCCACACCCACCAGCAGGUGCUGCAGCAGCAGCAGCAGCAGCGGCGGCGACUGCGGCGGCGUCGACAGCAUCGGCGGAAGCGGCGGCGGCGGGUUACAGCAGCGACGCGUCAGUAGCCAGCAAGUCGUCCGGAAGAUCGGGGGCGGUGAAGAGAUCCGCGGCUGUGAGCAUGGUGCGGCGAUCGACGGGCGUGAUGCUGGUGAUGGACCCGUGGACGGCCAAGAUCUUGCACGUGAGCGAGGGGGGAAUCACGGCGCUAGGGUACAGCAAGGCGGAGCUGAGGGAGCGCACGAUCUGCGACUUGGCGGAUGGGCUGACUCUCGUGGAGUGGUCCAAAGCCAUUGGCGGACUCGCCAGUCAGGAGGCGAGAAGGGUGGUGCUUAGGUUCCGUCUGUGCAAGACAGCGGAGCGCAAGGCCACUUUGUUGGGGCAGAAGGUAGACCUGGAGUUACAGCUGCAUGGCGCCGGCGAGAACAAAGACCUUGUGGGUACCAUGACGCUCGCUAACCCGGACCUUACUUCUUCCCGGCACGCUGGCAGCAGCAGUAGCAGCAGCAGUUCCUCUCACCACCACCAGCACAAGGAGAAAGGGGCUUCCGGUGGUGCAGGGAAGGAGGGCUCCGCUGCAGCUCCUGCUGCUGCUGGUGCUUCAGCUGCGGCUGGUGCCGCGGCUGGUAAUGCCACUGGGGGAAAGGAGGGAGCGGCGAAAGGGGCGACGAGUGGCGAUGCUGGUGCCUCUGGUGGUGCGUCUGCUGCUGGUGCGUCAGGCUUAGCAGGCAAGGCCAGACGACCUGGGGGUGAUAGGCCCGGCAGCGGCGCAGUCAAUAGGAGUGGGAGUGUUAGUGGUGGUGGUGGUGCUGCUGGUGCUGCGUCGCCGUCCCAGCAGAGGAGAGAGAGAGUGCCAGGGAGGGAGAAACCGGAUGGAGCUGCGAGCAGGGCUGCUGCUGAUGGUAGUGGCAGCAGUGGGGCCAGCAGCACCGUUGCAGCUGCGACGGCAGCAGGGGCAGCUUCGGGAGCAGGGGAUGGCAAAGAGAAGGAGAAAGAUGCGGCGAGAGUGAGCAGGGAUAAGGAGAGAGAGAGGCGAGUGAAGGAGAAGGAGGAGAAGGGGAGGAGUGCGGGGAGUAGGGACAAGGAGCGGAAGGCAACGGAGGGGGAGGGGAAAGGGGAGGACGGCGGGGAGAGUACUGCAUCUGAAAGUAGGGAAGGCGAGGCAGCGAGCAGCGGCAGACGCCCUAGCAGCAGCACCACAGGAGGAGUUGCAGGGAGUGGGGGCUCGGCUGGGGGGGCGGGGACAGCAGCAGCCGGUGCUAGCAGUGUGAGUGGCGUGAAGAAAGCACCAGUAGUGCGGAUACCGUCUGGGGAGAACAGCAAGGGGAGUGAGGUGGGUACGCCUACGAAGCGGCGCAGCAGCAGCAAGAGAGCGUCAGAGCUCAGUGGUGCUGGCGCUGAAGGUGCGGUGAGCAGCCCCAGAACCCCCACUGGCUCCCGCUCCCGCUUCUCCUCCUCUUCCUCUGUCCCUUCCGCGGGUGCUGCUGGGAGCGCGGGGGCGCGGGAAGCAGGCGCAGGCGCGGAAGGGGACGCGGGGGUGAAGAAGCCUGGCAGACUGGCGACCGCUGGAGGGCCUGGGGCGCGGGGAAUGGGGAGAGCGGAGAGCACCGGUGGUGCUGGCGCGAAAGGGGCGCAGAAAAAGGGGGUGGGCGGAGGUGAAGAGAUGGGAGGAGGGGAGGGGGUUGGGGGAGUGGAAGGGGCAGGGGAAGGAGAGAUGGGGAUGGGGGAGGAGGAGGAUUUGAUGGAUGAUAUGGUGCUGAUGGAUGCAGCAGGGUUGGGAACGGUGACGCUGGUGGCAGCAACACGCACUGUGGCAGUGAGCAACGAGGGCAUGGCGGCCAUGCUGGGGCGCGCCAGGGCGGACGUGGACGGCCACUGCUUUGCGGACCUUGUGGUUGAUGCUGACCGACCCAAAUUCGAGGCCUGGUUGGAUCGAGUGUGCAAGAAGCCUGAGGAGGACCAAAGUUCUGCCUCUGCUACUGCCGACUCUGCAGAAGCAGGGAAAGCAGAGACGGCGGUGCCUGAUGGUCAAGGAGAUAGCGCAAUGGAAAUGCUUGGCACUGCUGCUGCUGCCCCUGCUGCUGCUGAUGGUGCUGCUGGCAAGGACGGUGGCGCAGUUCUGGCAGGAGAAGGAGCAGAAGCAGCAGCGGGCGGAACAACAGGACCAGAGGCAGCAGCAGCAGCAGCAGCAGCAGCAGCAGACGAGGUAGGAAAGGAGGGAGGAAGUGCAGGAACAGGGGCAACAGCAGCAGGAGCAGCAGCAGUGGCGGCAGAGGCAGCAGUAGGGCAGGGGAGGGAUUGUUUGGAGGUGCGGAUGCAGCACAAGCUGGGAGGGUCUGUGCGUGUGCGUAUGACUGCUGCUCUGCCACCACCACCACCAGCAGCUCCUGACACACAAGCUGCUGCCCACCAGGACAGUCACAAUGAUACCGCAGACGCUGCUACAGCUGCUUCUACCACUGCUGCUGCCGCCGCUGCUGCUGGUGGUGCUGCUGCUGCUGUGACUGCUGGUGGGAAGGGCGGCAGUGGUGGAGGGGGGGUGUUGCCGGAAGUGGUGGCGCUGCUGGUGCAUGACAUCACGGGGUGCUGCCGGCAUGGUGAGGAGAUGAGGGAGGCCAAGCAGGCAGUGCAGGAGGCAGCAGUGGAGGGCAACAAGGAGUUUGCUCGCAUUGUGUGCCGGGAGGUCGGCACUGCUAUCAAUGGCGUGGUGGGAAUAGCGGAUCUGCUACUGGACACGGACCUAGCAGGCGAGCAGCGCAUAUUCAUGGAGCUCAUUCUCGCCACGUCCUCCAACCUGCACACCGUGCUCUCCAACCUGCUCCUCUCCGCCGCCACCCACCCGCCGCUGCCCGGCGCUGGGGGCUUCUCCAAGCCCUCGCUGCACCUCGCCACACAGGACGUGGACCUGCACCGCCAGGCUCGGUCUUGGGAUUAUCUCGCUGGGGGGCUCUCCAAGCUCUCGCUGCACCUCGCCACACAGGACGUGGACCUGCACCGCCAGGUGCGGGAGUGUGUGCGGCUGGUGGACGUGGUGGCAAAGGAGAAGGGACUGGCGCUCAUGUGUGGGAUAGACUCAGCGGUGCCACGCAUGGUGGUCACGGAUGCAGUGCGCCUCAGACAAGUGCUCAUGAACCUGCUCUUCAACGCCCUCCACAACACCAACCGGUCUCAACCUCACAUCACCACUCCUCCCCCUCUCCUUCCGCCUCCCCCUCUCCCUUCCUCACCCGCUCACUCUCCCCCUCACCCUCCCACGCACCCUCCCCCUCCCCAUCCCCCUCUCCCUCCCCCUCCCCAUCCCACUCACCCUUCCCUUCCCUCUCCCGUUUCUCCCUCUUCCUUGGGCGACAUCACAGUGAGUCUGCGUCUGGCGUCGCGGUACGAGAGGGAGCAGGUGCAGGAGCGGCGCAGGGAGCACAAGGCGCAGCAGCGCGCCCUCCUCGGCCCCGCCGCUGCCUCCGCUGCCGCUGAUGAAGAUGACGAGGAGGAGGGGGACAGUGCGGGCGCGCUGCUGCUGCGCUUUGAAGUGCGGGACUCGGGGACAGGCAUGCCGCCUGCUAUCAGAGACGAGCUCACUGCCAUGUUCGCCUCUACCCUCCCAGCGGAGUCAGUGAGCGGAGUGAGGGGCACGGGCCUGGUAAUGGUGAAGAACCUGCUGGACAUGUUUGGCGGCUUCCUGCGCCUUGACAGUGACGAGCACCGUGGGUCAUCCAUGGUCUUCUUUGUGCGCGUGGCCAUUCCCGAGGUCAUGCUCACGCCCGCCCAGCUCAGCCCCCACGAGCCCCCGGACAUGGCGCUCUGGCGCAGACUGGCAGACAUCCGUGUGCUGCUCGUUGAUGAGGACAAGAUGAGUGAGAUGAUAGCAUCCAGUGUGUUCCGUCACCUGGGUCUCCCCAUGGACACAGCCCACACUGCCAUGGAUGCUGCAUCGCUCUGCCACAAGUACAAAUACGACCUCAUCCUCAUUGACUGCAACCUGUCGGGCAUGGACGGGUUUGACACGGCGAGGCUGCUGAGGGCGCAGGAGAAGGAGGGAGUGGGGCGAGCGGGCGUGUACGAGCGCAGCUGCAUGGUGGCGCUCACGCCCGGGCUCACCACGAGCAGCGACGAGGAGCAGCAGUGCACGCGUGCCGGCAUGGACUGCUUCAUCCCCAAGCCCGUGCGCCUCAAGGACCUGCAGAUGGUCAUCAGGCCUGUGAGAUGGCUGUCAGGUGAGGGCAGGCCUGUGAGAUGGCUGUCAGGUGAGGGCAGGCCUGUGAGAUGGCUGUCAGGUGAGGGCAGGCCUGUGAGAUGGCUGUCAGGUGAGGGCAGGCCUGUGAGAUGGUUAUUAGCUGUUUCUCUGCAGCCCACCGUUGCUCUCUCUCCCUUUCUCUUUCCCCAUCUCCUCCCUUCCCCCGCGACUCCUGCCUCUCGCUUCCCCACGCACACCAUCCCAUGCACGCCACGCACAUGCAGGGAACGCCUGGACAAGCUGGACACAGGUUCGCGGUCCUCGUUCUCAGGCCCCUGCACGCUUGUGCAGUUCUGCUCCGUGGACGACGACGACGACGACGAUGGGCACAGGGACGAGCGGCAGCAGGAGGAGGAGGAAGAGGGGCGUGGCCGCAAGUCAAAGGCCGGCCGUCGCAAGCGCGCGCAGCGCAGGCGCUCCCGCAGCAGCGGUUCAAGCCACACCGAGGAUGAUGAUGAGGGAGAUGAGACAGAGAGCGACCAUCCCGGGGACAGCACCACGCCGUCUCUCACUCCAGAGGCCACCACGCCCGUGUCAGCUGCCAUGGCUGCUGCCAUGGAACUCCAGCUCCCCCCCGAGGAAGCCCAUGCGCUGGUGGCGGCUGCUGUUGCUGCCUCCUCCUCCUCCUCCUCCUCUGGCUUCUCUGGCCUUCCUCCCAACCCGCUUCGGCCCACGGGAAGCCUUCGCACCACAGGCAGCCUGAGGCCUCAGCCAGGAUCCAGGGACAUGCGGUCCGCUCUAGGCCGAGGGAGGGAGGGCGGGUCGGGGAUGCUGAGGAGAGGGCGGGAGGGCGGAUCGGGGUCCCUGGCGUUUUCUGCAGGAGGCGGUGGUGGGUUGGGGGGUUCUGGGUCUUCCCCUAAAAGGGUUGGCAGUGGCGGGAGAGGAGGAGAAGGGUUGGUGGGCACGGGGAGUGGCCGCAGAGAGGAUAUUUACAGUCUGAUAAUGUCUCAGAAGGUUAAUCAGGAUGACGAGAAGGUGCAGCGGCGAGGGUCGGGGCUGCAGAAGGGGGGGAGUGGGAGCAGGAGUGAUAGUGGUGGGAGCGGGAGCGUGGGUCGCGGUGGGAGUGGGAGGAGGAGCAGUAGACUGGACCCAAACAGACUCACUGGGAGGCGGUCGGAACUUAAAGCGUUUCUGGAUGAUGCUGAAGAUGAUGGGGGCAAGGGAAUUAGCAAGAGGAGCUCGGAUGUGAGUGGGCUGAGGGCUCUGGGGAAGAGAGAGAGCACGAGCGCUCAGUGGAAGGACGGGCGGGACGUGAAGGAGCGCGAGGGGAGUAAGAGCUUUGGAAAGAAGGUGGAAGUGGAGGAAGAGGAUGAGGAUGGGGAUGGGGAUGGGGAUGGGGCAGGGGGUGGUGUGACGGGUGGGGAGGAUGAUGAGAUCAGGGACGAGCUGAGGGAAGCAGGCAAGGGGCAUGUGAAGCAGAAGUCGUCCAUGACUGGGCUUACCAUGGACCAGAUCUGGGCUCGCAUGAUGAACAAACCUGCAGCCAUUGCGGAAGGGGGCAAGGGGGACGAGGACGAGGACGAGAGGGGGAGUUUGUCUGGUUCGGACAGGAGCAGGGGCGGGAGAGGCAGGAGGGGUGGUAGGCGGGGUGGCAGGGAUGGGGAUAGCGACAGGAGCAGGGAACGGGGGCGAGGAGACAGCAGGGGGAGUAGGGAUGACAGUAGGGAGCGAGGGAGGGAUAGGAGUAGGGAGAGGGAUUGGGACAGAGACCGGGAUUGGGAUAGUGAUGGGGAUAGUGAUAGGGACAGAGAUAGGGGCUGGAGAGGACGUAGGGGCGGGGAGAGAGACAGAGAUAGGGACAGUGACUGGGAUAGUGAUAGGGAAGGGAGGGGAAGGGGUAGUGAUUCUGAUAGUGAGAAGGGAGGGCGAGGGAAGAGGAGAGGAGGGAGGAAGGGGUCAGGAGGAGGGAGUGGAAGCGACAAGGAUAGGGACGAGGAGAGGAGAAGGGACGGCAGGAGGCGAAGCAGGAGCAGGAGCUCUGGCAGAAGAAGCUCUAGAAGCGGGAGCGACGAGGAGGAGAGGGAGAGGAGACAGGAGUUGAAGAAGCAGGACAGCGAUGGGAGCGACGGGGAGCUGUUGCCAGGGCUGGCAGAGGCGGCGGCGGCAGCAGCGGCUGGUACGCUGGUGAGCACACCAAGCCUGGGGCGGCUGGUGCAUGAGAAGGAGGUGGAGAUGGCUCGGAACCUCAAGACUCUGGAUGAAGAUGAUGACAAUGACAAUGACAAUGACAAUGAUGAUGACGAUGAUAUGGAUGGGGAGGCCGGUGCUCCGCCGGCUGCUGCUGCUGCUGCUGCUGCUGCCGCUGCUGCUGCUGCUGCUGCUGCUGCUGCUGCUGCUGCUGCUGCUGCUGCUGCUGCUGCUGCUGCUGCUGCUGCUGCUGCUGCUGCUGCUGCUGCUGCUGCUGCCACUGCUGCUCCUGCUGCUGCUGGUGCGGGUGAUUCUGCUGCUGGCGCUGCCGAUGCUUCUGUGCAGCCAUCUGUGCUGGCAGCAGACAAGGAAGGUGACAGUGCAGGUGACGUUCCCUCAGAAACAGCUGCUGGCAAGGAAGGGGCUGCAGCAGCUGCCGCUGCUGUUGCUGCUACUGGUGGCGAUGGUGCUGGUGUGACAGCAACAGCAACAGCAACAGCAACAGCCCAAGGUGGAGGUGAUGGGGAGGAUGGUGUGGACGAUGAUGACGAUGGGGAGAGCGACAGCGACGGCGAGGAGGAAGCAGCUGACGGCAGCCCGACGCUGGGGCGAACGUUCACAGUGAAGGCAUCGGGGGACCGCAUUCGGCAGCUGCUGCGCAGCCAGACCACGGACCGCGUGGCGGGGAAGAAGAGCCAGCAGGAGGGCGACAGCAGGGAGCCGGCACUCGUUAGAAGCAAGACCGCUGGGACCACCGUUCCCGUGCACCUGCAAGGCCAGGGGGUGAUUGGCAGGGUGGGCAGCGCUGCUGGUGGUGCUGGUGGUGGUGGCUUGGGGGUUGGGCGCACGGGCAGCAUGGGUGGCAGCAGGCUGGGUGUAAGCUCGUUUGGAGUGCCGGAGGGUGGGGGUCGGUUUGACGUGGCUUCAGCUGCUGCAGCGGCAGUUGCUGCUGUGCCUGGUGGGGCGCAGCCGUUGCUUGGCCCUGCUGCUGCUGUGGGGGCUGGAGCAGUGGCAGGUGAUGCCCCCUCCUCCACUGCUGGGAGCGCAGCGGAUGGAAGGCAGGGCGCGGAGGCAGCAGGAGCAGGAGCAGGAGCAGGGUCGGAUGGGGAGGAGUUGUCGGAGGACGAGGGGAUGGCGUGGGAGCGCGAGGUGAGGGAGGGGAGGGGUGGCUCGGGUCGGCAUAUGGAUGAGGAGUUGCCGCUUGGGUGGGGCAUGAAGGACCGCCUGGGCGGGCCCCGGGGAAGCUACCAUGAGAGGGAAGAGGGGGUUGAUGGAGAGGAUGAGGAGGGGGAGGAAGAGGAUGAGGAUGGGGAGGAGGAGGAGGAUGAGGAGGAGAUGGAUAUUGAAGAGGAGAUUGCACUGGCUAGGGUUGCGGCAUCGGAGAGCUUGAACAGGAGAAAGGCAGCGCAGAUGCUAGGGGAGCUAGGGCCGCGGGGAGGUGAUGGUGCUGCAGACACGGGGUGA